Orbicella faveolata is the source of this 729-nucleotide messenger RNA. RefSeq lists its product as uncharacterized. The record is from RefSeq and is a predicted model, not a curated record. Gene Ontology annotation, cellular component: nucleus. Gene Ontology annotation, molecular function: RNA polymerase II cis-regulatory region sequence-specific DNA binding; DNA-binding transcription factor activity, RNA polymerase II-specific. Gene Ontology annotation, biological process: regulation of transcription by RNA polymerase II. NCBI's taxonomy places the organism in Eukaryota, Metazoa, Cnidaria, Anthozoa, Scleractinia, Merulinidae.
AUGGAGAAGGGAAGGCGAGACAGCGAGACUAGUAGCCCGACACGCUUACACGAUCCCACGUCCUCCAGAUUUCUUGACAGUUUUCAAGGAAUGUUUCACUCCCACGAGAGCCUAGGGAGUGAGGAGAAUAAACAAAUGCGUUUGUUAUACAGUGAGUUAUUGUCAGCAGCCAAGAAGAAUAUUCACAGUCAGCUUCGAACGCGUGACAGGAAAUCUUGGGCGCUUGCGCAUGAAGACAAGAAUUAUGGUGGGCAACAAGAAGACACGAAACUCGCAUCGCCUUUCUUAGUUAACACGGAAAACAAAGACUGCAGUUUCCCUGCCAAGAGGAAUGACGUCGAGGGAGAGAUGGCCGCCUUCGAGAGCGCAGCACAAGCAGUAUCCAACAGAGUCAACAAGGAGAACAAUUUUAAAAUGAUACUUGAUAAGCAUCAUGAAAAGCGCGGAGAGGAUUUUAGCGACGAACCUGCAGAAAAGAGAAGAAAAGAAGAUGCUAUAGAAGACAAACACACAAGCAACGGACCCAGAGAAAGAGAAACUUACUGGGAGCGAAGAAGGAAAAAUAACGCUUCGGCGAAAAAGUCAAGGGACGCGAGAAAAACCCGAGAACUGCAAACGCAAAUAAAGGCAGCUUUCCUUGAGAGAGAGAACCUGAGAAUACAUGCACAGCUUAUGAUUGCUCAACAGGAAAAUACGUGUUUAAAACGAGUCUUAUGCGCCAAAAUGUAA